Miscanthus lutarioriparius is the source of this 690-nucleotide messenger RNA. Lineage: Eukaryota; Viridiplantae; Streptophyta; Magnoliopsida; Poales; Poaceae. The record is from the annotation of a GenBank genome assembly.
AUGAUCGUCGCCGCGGCGGCGGGAUCCUCCAACGCGGUGGACACCCUGAUCAACAGGUCCUUCUUCCUCCUCCUCUUCGGCGGCAACGACGUGUUCGCAUUCGCGAACGCGGAGCAGGCGCGCAACAGGUCCGGCGCCGCCGACCUGCAGAGCGACGCCGCCGCCUUCUACGGCAGCCUCGUCUCCAACUACUCGGCCGCCAUCAGGGGCCUGUACGCGCUGGGCGCGCGGAGGCUCGCCAUCGUCAACGUGGGGCUCGCCGGAUGCCUGCCGGUAGCGCGGGUGCUGGACGCCACGGGCGCGUGCGCGGAGGACCGGAACCGGCUCGCCGCUGGCUUCAACGCCGCGCUGCGGUCCCUGCUCGACGACCUCGCCUCCUCUUCCUCCGGUCUGCCCGGCCUCGCCUACUCCCUGGCCGACUCGCUGGGCCUCAUGGCGGACACCUUCGCUGACCCGCUGGCGUCGGGGUUCACGGACGUCGCCGACGCGUGCUGCGGCGGCGGCCGGCUCGGCGCGGAGGCGGCCUGCACGCCCAACGCCACGCUCUGUGCAGACCGCGGGCAGUACUACUUCUGGGACAACAUCCACCCUACCGAGCGGGCCGCGGCGCUCAGAGCCCAGGCAUUCUAUGACGGCCCGGCCCAGUACACUACGCCCAUCAACUUCAAGCAGUUGGUCCACAUGAGCUGA